Messenger RNA from Myodes glareolus (Bank vole), 7190 nucleotides. NCBI's taxonomy places the organism in Eukaryota, Metazoa, Chordata, Mammalia, Rodentia, Cricetidae. The record is from RefSeq and is a predicted model, not a curated record.
GAAAUGCUGUCAUUCUGGGAUGUGGUCAUUUAUUUCUCUGCAGAGGAAUGGGAAUGCCUGGGCCCUACUCAAUGGAAAUUGUACAAGGAUGUGAUUUUGGAGAAUUACAACAACCUUGUGUUCUUGGGUCUUGCUUCCUGUAAGCCAUACCUGGUAACAUUUCUGGAGCAACGACCAGAACCUUCUGAUGUGAAGAAACAAGCAGCAGUACCUGCCAUGCAAGCAGGAAAAAAAUGUUAUACAUGAGAGUGUGGCAAAUCCUUUGAUUGGAAAUCAAAAUUUAGUAAGCAUCAGAGAAUUCAUUUAAGAGUGAAAUCCUACAAGUGUGAAGAAUGUGAUAAAGCCUUUCGUGUUCCAUCAUUACUAAGGGAACACAAGAGAGUUCAUAUAGGAGAGAAACCAUACAAGUGUGAACUAUGUGCUAAGGCCUUCCAUGGUCCAUUAUUACUUAAUAAACACAGGAGAAUUCAUGCAAAGGAGAAACACUUCAGUUGUCAAGUAAAUGGUAAGGCCUUUCAUUUUUCAACUGUACUUUCAGAACACAAGAAAAUUUAUACAGCACAGAAACCCUACAAGUGUGAAGUAUGUGACAAGGCCUUCCGGUUUUCAUCAUUACUUUCUGAACACAAGAGAAUUCAUACAGGAGAGAAACCCUACAAGUGUGAAACAUGUAGUAAGGUCUUCCAUGCUCCAUCAUUACUUUCUGUACACAAGAGAAUUCAUACAGCAGAGAAACCCUAUAAGUGUGAAGUAUGUGGCAAGGCCUUCCGUGUUCCAUCAUUACUUUCUAAGCACAAAGUAAUCCAUACUGGAGAAAAACCCUACAAGUGUGAAGUAUGUGACAAGGCCUUCCAUUAUCCUUCAAUACUUUCUAAGCAUAAGAGAAUUCAUACAGGAGAAAAACCAUACAAGUGUGAUGUUUGUGGAAAUGCCUUCCGGUUUCCAUCAUUACUUUCUGAACACAAGAGAAUUCAUACUGGAGAGAAACCCUACCAGUGUGAAGUAUGUGAGAAGGAUUUCCAUUGUCCAUCAUUACUUUCUAAACACAAGAGAGUUCAUACAGGAGAGAAAACAUAUACGUGUGAAGUAUGUGGCAAGGCCUUCCGUGCUCCAUCAGUACUUUCUGUACACAAAAGAAUUCAUACAGGAGAAAAACCAUACAAAUGUGAAGUAUGUGGCAAGGCCUUCCGCUGCCCAUCAUUACUUUAUAAACACAAGAGAAUUCAUAAUGGAGAAAAACUCUACAAGUGUGAAGUAUGCGCCAAGGCUUUCCAUUCUCCCUCAUUACUUUCUAAACACAAGAGAAUUCACACAGGAGAGAAACCCUACCAGUGUGAAGUAUGUGGCACAGCUUUUAGGACUUCCCGGAUUCUUUCUACUCACUUGAUAAUGCAUUCUGGAGAGAAACCUCACAAGUGUGAAGAAUGUGGAAAAGCUUUUUCUACAAAAUCAUACUUACGUCAGCACAAAUUAACUCACGAUGCAGAGAACCCUUACAAAUGUACAGUAUGUGACAAAGUGCUAAAAAAUACAAAAAACUUUAUGGAUCAUCAAAGAAUUCAUUCUGGAGAGAAACCUUACAGGUGUAAAGAAUGUGGCAAAGAUUUUAGAAGUUCUACAGCACGUUCUAAACAUCAGAUAAUUCAUACUGGAGAGAAACGCUACAAGAGUGAAGAUUGUGGCAAAAAGCUACUACCAGUCUUCUGGUCUCAAGCAACAUGGAAGAAUUCAUUUGUGAGAAAAACCACACAAGUGUGAAGAACAUGCCGAGAUAGUCUGUACUCACUAAGAACUUUCAAAAUACCUGAUAAUUCUUACCGGACAUUAAUGCCACAAGUGAGAAAAAUGUUACGAACCCUUUAGGAGGUUGACCAAUAUUUCUCAACACAUGGUAGUUCAUACUGAGGAGAAAUAGUACAAGUCUUAAAAUGUUCACGAAAUAUUUUUACUUCUUGAUAUCAUAAAAGAUAUCAAAAUUUUUCAUUUUGAAUAGAAGCCCUCUAUGUGUGGGAAAUGUGGGAAGGUCUUUGAAAUCAUUCAGACCUUGCCCACACAAAAGAAUAAGUUGUAGAGGCCAGCCAUACACAUAUACAGAAUAUAGAAUGUUUUCAUUCAUCAUCAUGGCCCUCAGUAGAAUUCGUGCUGGAGAGAAACAUCACGGCUGUGGAGAGUAUGAGAUGCCUUUAAAAGUUCCUCAAACCUUAAACAAAAGGAAAGCACUCAUACUGAGCAACCAUGACACAAAUGUGACUAGUGUUCAAAUGGUUUUAUUUAUCAUUCGUUCCGUAUUGUACAUCACGAAGUCACACAUGAGUCUCUGCAAAUACAGUGUAUGACCAGUUGUUUAGAUGGUCUUCAUGUCUCUACUCACAUCAUAGGAUUCCUAUUGGUAAAGUGCACUAUAAAUGCUAAGACUGUGGCAAGACCUUCACCUGGUUGUCACAUCAAAAGUGUUCUUCAAAAUGUCUUGAGUGAGAAAUUUGAUACACCCAAAUAAUGCAGAUUGUCUUCAAUAAUAUUUCUAAUCUUUAUCACCACCAGAAAUAUUUGUUGAUAAGAAGCUUUGCAGGUACUUAUAUCCUAUUUUGCUUCUGAUAAAGUUUACACAGAUAAACAACAUGUGAUAUUGUCUCAAGUAGGUACAUGACUGAAACUCAUUGACCCAUGGGCGUGUCUGUGGGGCAUUACCAUGAAUACUAACAAUGUACACGAAUCUAGACCACAAGGUGAUGCCAGUGCUCCUUGGAGAGCCACUCCUGGACAGGUGGUCCCAGGUGGUCCCAGAUGGUCCCAGGUGCAUGAGAUCGCUGACUGAACCCAAGUCAGAGAGAUUACAGCAAACAGCAUUCUACCAUGGUUUCUGUUUUUUCUGAAAUCUGCUGCCCCAGAUUUCAGCUGUGUUUCUCUGCCCUGACUUCAAGGAAUGCUGAAGUGCAAUCCACAUCACUCCCUUUCUCUCCUGUGCAGGUGCUCAUCAUGGCUUUUAUCGCAACAACAGAAACCGCACUGAGUAAAGAAUGUGGCAAGGUUUUCCACUCUUCUUUAUGCCAUAGUUAUCAUCAGAGCCUCUUUCCUUGAGACAAUGUCACAUGGCUCUGAGGUUUGUUCAACCUGAACUCUACAUUAGAGCAUUCGCAUUGGAUAAAGCUCCGCUGUUACAAAGGAUAUGGUAAAGUGCUUCUUGAUUUUUUUAUUGUCAGUUGAACACCAUGGUGUAGAGGAAUCCUGUGAAAGCAAAUGAAACUGUAAAUAGAUGAACCAUGAGAAAAUGAAAUUAGUCAUGAGAAAAUCAUAUUUAAGAGAAACUACUGUAAACUCCAACAAAAGGUUAUUUGACACACCUUCAUAUUAAGAAUUUUUUGUUGAGAAAACCUACAGAUACAAAUCAUGUGGAACACGUUCAGUUUAAACUCAAUUUUUGUUAACCACAAGUGAAUUCAUAUUAUGUAAAAACCUUGUACAAAUAACUCCAGCAAUAACUUUUAAUUUUGUCCAACAUACACACUUUAUAAGACUAAAUGAGGUUAUAUCAGAAAACAUUUAUGUAGGCAAAGAAUAUAGCAAAGUAUUUCAUCCUCCCUUAGAUAACAAUCAAUAGAAGGAAAUUAGUAUAUAAGAGAAAUCCUGUUAAUAUGGAGUGUUGAAAAUUGAGAGGUAUUGCUUCGGAUUAUUGUGACAUCAUUGUUUGAUUGCUGGGGAAAAAAUACAAGUAAUGGAUGCCAUAAUCAUGCAGUUUACUCAAGACUGUGGUAAUCCUUUUCUUAUAUAAACAAAAUUAUUACGUUGACCAAGAUAUUGGGGGAGCCAGUUAUAUGAUGAAGGGAAUUCCAGGAUCUGCUAAAGAAACCUACAAGCAGUGAGGAGCAUGCAUAGGAGAUAGGUUAUAUGUCUUCCUGGUGAAGCUGGAAGGGUGGGGCCACAUUAAGUCCUUUGAGAUCAACACCAGUGCUGCCAAAGUCCCAAAAAGUGGAGCCAUCUGAUUGUGUAUUUGUUCUUCUCGAUUUUGGGCUAAUCCUUCUGUACUGUGUUCUAAUUAUUCUGACUCUGAAUAGCAUGUUUGUUCUGUGUCAGUGUGUGGUGGAAGUAGUCACUUGGUUUUUAGAUUGCAGGAGCUUAUGAGUAAGAGUUUUUCUUGCAUCUCACAUUAGAUAUGUACUGGAAUCUUUUAAUCCUUCAAGUUAUGAAACACUCUGUGGGAUUUUCUAUUUGGAUUCUAUUUUACUUAUGAGUAAAUAUAUAAAUUGUUUAUAUUAUUAAUUUAUAUUAAUAUAUUAAAUAUAUGAUAUAUAAAAUAUAUUGAUUAUAUAUUCACAUCAUUGGUUGUGUUCCUCUAGAAACAGCUUACUAAUAGAUACCUUACUCAACCAACAAAACCAGUAACAAAGGCUAUCCAGGUAAAAUGGUUUGGGCUCAUAAUCCUAGCACUCAGGAGGCACAAGCAAGAAAAUUAGGAGAACAAGAUUAUCCUCAUCUUCACAGAGUGUGUGAAGUCUGCUUGGAAUAUAUGGGAUUAUCUCAAAUGGUAUAAGUUAUGAUUCUCAAACUUAUUUGUACACAUUUUAAAUUAUUGGAAUUUCAUUUAAUACUUUCUAUUGCAGAAUUCUUCAAUCCAGUCUUUGUUGGUGGAAUAUUCUGUUCCACCAGCCAACUCCACAGUAACAGCAAGUGACUUAUUAUUAAUUUUAAAUUCUCAGCUUAUAGCUUAGUCUUGUCAAUUCUUCUAACUUAAAUUGACACAUAUUUUUUAUGUACUACUGCAUGGCAAAUUACCUUUUUCAGCAUGGCAAGUUCAUCUCCCAGCAUCUCCUGUUGUCUCCACCUUCUUCAUCUCAGAGAGCUCUUUCCCUGUCUGGAAGUCUUGCCUAACCUCUUCCUGCCUAGCUACUGGCCAUUAAGUUCUUUUCUGAACCAAUGAGAACAACACACUUUAACAGUCCCAAAAGAUUGUCACACAACAAGUUUUUACCAAAUGUGAGUUGCCUGUGGGUGACAUGUCUUCUAUCUCUUUGAGCAUCAACACGAGCAUUAUUGUGAGUACAGUGUCUACUCCAUGUGUGCUGGACUCUUAAUGACCAUUACUUCAGGGAAUAUGUUCUUUGAGCAUUGGACAGAGAUGUGAAACUUCUGUCAUUUUUCAGAAGCUAUACUAAUUUCUCAAAUUACUUUAAAAUAAAAUUGACAGGUACACAGUACCUGUUUGCAGAUUUUCCAUUUGAGUGGGCCUGUAGGAGCACACGAAGUAUUCAUAAACAUUGCAUGGUUCUAAAGUCUGUCAGGACUGUUAAUAUUUACCAUAAAAUUUAAUUAUCUGUAUCACUCAUUCUCUUUUGCCUAAUUACAGAUUCUGGUAUUGAUGUUGCUAUGAUGUAGUAAAUGAAACUCAUGCUCGGUCAUUGCAAGGAAGAAUAAAACCAGAAAGAGGACAUGAAUUCCUCACAGUGGUUGAAAUUGCAGUGGGAUCUUUCUUCUGUCUCAGCUCAGAAACAGCUUUCUGAAGAACCAUGGGCCAUCACAUGACAAUGUACCCCUCCUUUUAUAAAGGUUUGUACUUUGGUCUCUGGCUUGACCAGUUCAGAAAUGAACAUUACAGAGAAGAGAGAUGGGAUCCCAUUGUCACAUGUGUCUAUGUAGCUUCUUUAUUUCAGUGAGCCCAUUUGUAAUUCCCACAAAUGUAUUUCUAAUGGUCCUUCUACACAUUAAAGCAUCAUCUCUGCUUCCUGAUUUGGGGAAAGUGAGGGAAGCUCAAGACAGAAACUCUGGACUUUGAAAACACUGCCACAUGGGAGAGAUGUCAAAAUCAGUAAGAAGAAAGACUAAUCAAGCCUAAGGCAAGGGAAGCACUGCAAUGCACGACGGACCGUGAGUCAGUGCACACUCUGGUGAGACACCAUGAGUCAGUGCAUACUCAGGUGAGAUCCCAGGCGCUGUGUCCCUCCUCUUGAAGGAGGUGCAGGGGAGGAAAGCAUGCGCUCAGGGAACAGAUGGUUUUCAGCUUGCCUGAGUUUGUAAAAAAAAAAAUCAGGGAAAGGUGUGUCAAUUUAUAGCACAACUCUAACAAGAUUUAAUUUCUUACACAAAUUAAUGGAUAAAAGUGUGCACAAGACACUUAUGGACAUACGGAAAGAUGCUAAGUGGUGCAGUGGGAGGCUGCUUGUUGGUUCCCUGCCGCUUAGCCCCGACAUAAUCACACAGUGAUUGAUUAAAUCACUACUUGGUCCGUUAGUACUAGCUUCUUAUUGGCUAACUCUUAUAUUAACCCGUUUCUUUUAAUCUAUAUAUCACCACAUGGCUGUGGCUUUCCGGGUAAAGUUCCCAACAUCUGUCCCCAGAGGCGCAUGGCUUCUCUCUGACUCCCAGCAUACAGAGCUAGCUUUCCUCCUCUUAGCUCUGUUCUUCCCUGCUGUAGGCUCAAAGCAGCUCUUUAUUCAUUAACCAACAAAAGCAACACAUAGACAGAAGGACCUCCCACACCACAGUCGAUUCUGGGAAUUCUUUGCCUGUAGAAUUUUGCAGUGGGUCAGUGAUUCUGAAAUUUCUUUCAUCUGCUAACCUACACCGUACCCUGGAACGAUUACUAUGUACACACACACACACACACACACACACACACACACACACACACACACAACUGCAUCUCCAGAUAUGGAGUUUCACCUGCUUAUGGUUCCCAGUGCAUCAAUACAGAAGAAAUUGUUUAUUUAUCUGAGUGUUAGGACUAAGCCAAAGCCUCCCUCAUUCUGGGCAAGCGCUUGACCCCUAAGAUAGCUAUCUAUCCCUGUUAUCCCUGUUUGUAGUUUGUACUUAGAGAUGAGGUGUCUGUAAAUGGUCCGAGUUAGCCAUGGAUAAGGCUUCCUUCUGCGUUAAGAUCUAGAGCACCUGGGAUGACAGGCUGGGCACAAAGACUGGUUUCAAACUCACGUGAAACAGUUACUCUCAGUCCUGCAUUAGCUUCUCCCUUUGUUAUUUUACAGUAAACCUAAGUCAAUGUGAACUUUCCUUACUCCAGCAGGUCUAUAUUAAGUAGACCUGAGGUUUAUAAUCACACACACACACACAAAAAAAAGUGACCGGAGUAACUAUAAAACUUAAUAAACUACUGUCAAAGUUCGGCUCACAUUCUGAAUCUCAUUUUGUCUUGUUGACAUGUCCUUUGCUUUACAGAAGCUUCUCAGUUUCACGGGUCCCAUUUA